UACCGUAUCUAUAAAGCCUAAAAAAAAUCUCUCCACAACCCUCUCAGAGUGUGUAGUCUCACUCUCUCUAUCUGAACAUUAGCAAUGGCGGAGAAGCUGGGCUUCUUCGUCCAUUUCAGCUCCUUUCUUCUUCUUGUUGUUCUACUACUGAGCACGAGCUCCGGAGAGGGAGAGAUUAUUCCGGUGCGGCGGAUGUCGGAGAAGGACCGGUGGACUCCGACCUUGAUGGACGGUCAGGAUCGCUCGAUGCCGCUGAAGGUGACCUUUGGCGGGCCAGCGAGGAACUGGACCGACUCCAUCCCCAUCGGAAAUGGCCGUCUCGGCGCCACGAUCUGGGGAGGAGUCUCGUCGGAGACACUGAACAUCAACGAGGAUACGGUAUGGACAGGAGUUCCAGCAGAUUACACUAACCCAAAUGCACCAGAAGCAUUGUCCGAGGUUAGGAACCUCGUCAGUGAUGGGAAAUAUGCCGAAGCUACUGCAGCUGCCGUCAAAUUAUCGGGCUAUCCUUCUGAUGUUUACCAGCUUGUGGGAGAUCUCAUGUUAGACUUUGACAGUUCACAUCGUAGAUACACCGAAGAAUCUUACCGACGAGAGCUUGACUUGGAAACUGCUUUAGCAAGAGUGAGUUACUCUGUCGGUGAUGUUGAAUUCUCGAGGGAGUUUUUCGUUUCAAAUCCCGAUCAGGUGAUUGCAGCCAAGAUUUCAGCUAGCAAACCGGGGUCCCUGUCUUUUACGGUAUAUUUUGACAGCGAGUUACAUCAUCACUCGGAGACUAAUCCCGCGGGGAAUCAGAUUCUGAUGCGAGGAAGUUGUCGGCCUAAGCGCCUUCCUCCAAACUUAAGCAAACGUAUUAACGUUACUAAUAUACCUUAUGAUGAUCACAAAGGAUUACAGUUUGCUGCAAUUGCUGAAUUGCGGGUCAGCAAUGGCGGUUCUGUGACUUCCUUGGGUGGCAAGAAAUUAAGGGUUAAAAAUGCGGACUGGGCGGUUUUGCUUCUAACAGCUUCAUCUAACUUUGACGGGCCAUUCACAAUGCCCGUCGAUUCUAAGAAAGACCCCGCCAAGGAAUGCACUAACAGAAUUAGCUCGAUUCAGAAAUUCUCCUACUCUGAUCUCUAUGCCCGUCAUCUGAGUGAUUAUCAGAAUCUUUUCAAUCGGGUCUCGUUGCGACUGUCGGGAAGCUCGAACAGAACAACGGACGCAGUUUCAACCGCUGAAAGGGUGCAAUCUUUUAAAAAGGAUGAAGACCCUUCAUUGGUGGAACUUCUGUUUCAAUAUGGUAGAUACCUGCUUAUAUCAUCUUCAAGGCCUGGAACUCAAGUGGCCAACUUGCAAGGCAUAUGGAACAAAGAUGUUCAGCCACCAUGGGAUGGUGCUCCUCACUUGAACAUUAAUCUUCAGAUGAACUAUUGGCCUUCUCUUCCUGGUAAUAUCAGGGAGUGCCAGGAGCCAUUGUUCGAUUAUAUGUCAGCUUUGUCAGUCAACGGCAAGAAGACAGCAAAGGUCAAUUACGGAGCAAAUGGUUGGGUGGCACAUCAAGUCUCAGACAUAUGGGCAAAAACCUCACCGGACAGAGGUGAGGCUGUCUGGGCGCUAUGGCCAAUGGGAGGAGCUUGGCUCUGCACUCAUUUGUGGGAGCACUAUACAUACACGAUGGACAAGGAAUUCCUGAAAAAUAAGGGAUAUCCAUUGUUGGAAGGAUGUACACUGUUUAUUUUGGACUGGCUGAUCGAAGAUAAAGAAGGAUAUCUCGGGACUAACCCCUCGACCUCUCCUGAGCAUAUGUUUACUGCUCCCGACGGCAAGCAGGCUAGUGUAAGCUACUCCUCAACCAUGGAUAUCGCGAUCAUAAAGGAAGUCUUCUCUGCAAUAGUUUCUGCUUCAGAGGUGCUGGGAAAAGCGAAUGAUACUCUCAUACAGAAAGUCCUCGCUGCUCAAGCAAAGCUUCCGCCCACAAGAAUUUCAAAGGACGGUUCCAUCAUGGAGUGGGCACAAGAUUUUGAGGACCCGGAUGUACAUCACCGGCAUGUUUCGCACCUCUUUGGCCUCUUUCCGGGUCACACAAUUACACCCGAGAAAUCUCCAGAACUUGCUAAAGCUGCAGAAGUGACUCUCAACAAAAGAGGGGAUGAAGGCCCAGGGUGGUCGACCACCUGGAAAGCCGCUUUAUGGGCACGGCUUCACAAUAGCGAGCGUGCUUAUCGAAUGGUUAAGCAUACAUUUGAUCUGGUGGAUCCGUUAAAUGAGCGUAACUAUGAAGGAGGGCUGUAUAGUAACUUGUUCACUGCCCACCCGCCGUUCCAGAUCGAUGCAAACUUUGGAUUCACAGCAGCAGUAACAGAGAUGUUAGUGCAGAGCACGACGAAGGAACUGCACUUGCUACCGGCGCUUCCGACGGGAAAAUGGCCCGACGGUUGUGCGAAAGGGAUAAGGGCACGUGGCGGAAUAGCGGUAAGCGUUUGCUGGAGGGAAGGUAACCUCGUAGAGUUCGGUCUCUGGUCGGAACAACAAGUGAUGACCACAUUAGUCUACAGAGGAACCACUUCCACUGCGAAGCUGUUCCCCGGAAGAGUUUAUACAUUUGACAAAGACUUGAACUGUAUUCGGACAGAGAGGUUAUAGAGUGAUUCAUAAACGAGUAUUGUUGUUUCCGUACGUACUUUUUUUUUUCGAAAAAAAGUGUUCUCUACUAUCCGGACAAUGUCAAAUUUGCAUUUUUUUUUUCCCCAUGUAUUUUGGUAUGUAUUGAUUAUUUUGGAGAAAAUCAUAUAUUUGAUCAUUUUUA
Tarenaya hassleriana is the source of this 2788-nucleotide messenger RNA. RefSeq names its product alpha-L-fucosidase 2. The transcript is spliced from 10 exons. Gene Ontology annotation, molecular function: alpha-L-fucosidase activity. NCBI's taxonomy places the organism in Eukaryota, Viridiplantae, Streptophyta, Magnoliopsida, Brassicales, Cleomaceae. The record is from RefSeq and is a predicted model, not a curated record. The coding region runs from base 85 to 2625 and encodes 846 amino acids. Gene Ontology annotation, biological process: carbohydrate metabolic process.